UAUGGCCUUCCGAGUAGCAAUGUGGUGGAUAUUGUGCUACGCAGGUCUUAGCGUCUUUGCUUUAGCCGCACCAUUGGAAGACAAAGAUCGAUAUGGGGUACUCUUGGAUGCAGGGAGCUCUAGCACCAAGUUAAAAAUUUACAAAUGGCAAAAUCCAACCACGCCCCAAUCAUUACCCAAGAUUCACCUGAUGUACAACAGCAAAUCUUCGCCAGGUCUGUCCACGUUUGCACAUGACAAAGUGAAGCUGAGAGAGUACAUUGAACACAUCAUCACCGAGGCCAGAAGUAAAGUGCCAAAACAGUCACAUUCCCAGACUCCCAUCUAUCUCAUGGCCACGGCAGGUCUGAGAUUUUUACCCGCCAAUGAUGCCAAACGUUUGAUGGAAGGCACCAAGUCCCUCCUACAGGACAAAGACUUCAGCCCAUUUGUCUACACACCCGCUGGCGUUGAGAUUCUCUCCGGGGAGGAGGAGGGUGUCUACGCAUGGAUAGCUGCGAACUACCUCCUCGGUUUCUUCGAUCAGAAACGGUCAGAACUAGAUUCCACUGGUGUUCUGGAGAUGGGCGGUGGCUCAACGCAGAUUACAUUCGUACCACGUGACCCGCUCUAUGCAGGGGAGUUCAAGGUGACCGUUGCAGGGCGCGAGUACGGGCUGUAUGUUCACAGCUACCUGAACUUUGGAUUCGACGCCAUCACCCUACAGCUGGCCAAUGAACUGGCAAAGAUUAACAAGGACAGCAAACUCAAUGACCCAUGUCGACUCAGAGGUGAUACCAAGGACGUCACACUACCGGACGGACGCCAGCUGGCUCUGACAGGCUCGGGGGACCCUGACACGUGUAAACAGAUCCUGUCAAAUCUGCUGAGGCCGGCUACCGGCAUGGACUGUGAGCCUAAACCGUGUGCCGUGGGGUCGGUGUACCAGCCCAGCGUGGGCGAUGGUCAGUUCCUGGCCACCCAGGUUUUCACCUUCGCUCCCCAACGUUUGAAUGCAACAGGCGAGGGCAAUCGUCUGGACCUGGUAAAACUGGAAGAUGCCGCCUAUCGUUUCUGUAAAAAGAGCAUCCAGGAAGCUGUAGCUGCAGGCUUUAGCGAAAAACACGCCUCCGGUGAAUGUCUUAUGGCCAUCUACACUUCCGCGUUGUUCACUCUGUCCUAUGGCUUCCCAAAGGAUACACAGAACAUAAAGGUCACAUCGAAAGUGGGCGACCAAACUAUAGAUUGGGCUAUAGGCGCAAUGCUUGUGGAACUGUCUAAAAGCAUUUGUUCCGUGACGCGUAGAAAGUGAAAGGACCUACGUUGG
Molecule: messenger RNA, 1306 nt
Organism: Physella acuta
Lineage: Eukaryota; Metazoa; Mollusca; Gastropoda; Physidae
Product: ectonucleoside triphosphate diphosphohydrolase 1
Biological process (GO): nucleoside diphosphate catabolic process
Cellular component (GO): plasma membrane
Molecular function (GO): GDP phosphatase activity; UDP phosphatase activity; ribonucleoside triphosphate phosphatase activity
Source: RefSeq, a predicted model, not a curated record